GUCCGUGGAGCCGCACGUCACCUGCCUACAAAUGAACAUCCCAGCACUGACAAACUCGCGUCGCCACUUUUGGAGGCGUUGCGCAUCGCCGCGGCGCUUCCGCUCCACUUCGGACCUUCCUCGCCUCGCCUGGCCGGGGGGGGCGACCGCGGAGGCUGCCCACACUGCGGCGGGGUGCUCGGAUCCCGCGGAGACAUCAGCGAUGCACCGGAGGAUGUCUGCUUGAUCUUUUUUUUUUUUGCCGUUGCAUAAACUCCCCCGCGCUCCUUUCCACGCGCCGUGAGACUCCAUCAGCGACCAUAAAAAACAAACAAAAAAGAGGCACUUUAUGUGUCCCAGACACUCGGACCCACGCAGGCUGCAGUAAAUCACGCCCGGAGCCUCGCUGGAGCACCCGGGGGUGCGGAGACGAAUGGUCCGGGCAUGGUGCCCACGCCCCAGGUGUGCGUAUCCACCCUGGUCACGGUGAGCACCAUGGCGGUGGUGGACCUCUACCUGCUGGAGCAGAGCAUGCUGGGGUCCCGAGGGGUGCCCGGUCCCGGCGUGUGGCAGUGCGUGGCUGUGCUGCUGGGUGACCUGGGCUUCCUGCUGGCGCUGCGCUUCGUUUCGGCCGGGGUGGUGUCCGAGGCGCGCUCGUCGCAGCGGGGCUUUGCCAACGCUCUCUGGUUCCUCUUCCUGUCCCUGCUACAACUCAAGCUCUUCUUCGUGUGCCACAACUACAGGCAGGAGCGCCGUCCGCCCGACCCGCUGGCCAGGAAGGUCCUGACGCUCCUGCUGUCCAUAUGCCUGCCCUCCCUGUUCCUCAUUCUCACUGGGGCCGACUACAUGACCCCCCAGCGGAGAAAGCAGGAGGUACGGGGCCGGCUCCUGUGGGUAGUGGUGGACCUCCUGGAUGUGCUAGAUCUGCAAGCCGGCCUGUGGGAGGCCCAAGGAGGGGCUCUGGAGCAAAAGCUGCCAAUCUGGGCGGAGGGCCUGGUCUUUUUUUACUGCUACGCCCUCCUAUUGUUGCUACCGUGCGUAGCCCUCACGGAACUGGGGGCUACGGGCCUCCCGGGACCGAGGGGGCCACGGAAGGAGGCCUUGUACCCUUGGCUGAGCUUGGUCACCAUCAACAUCUUCACCCUGGGCCUGAGGGGGGCGGGCAUGCUGUGGUACAGGGAUUCACGGGUCUCCACCGUGUUCCUGGGCAAGAACCUCCUGGCGCUGGCCGUGAAGCUGAGCUCAGCCUGGGAGAGACACAAGCAGGGGCGCGGUCCCGGCGGCGGCGGCGGGGAAGAAGCCGGGGCCCGACCCGCCGAGUCGACGCUGCCCAGCCAGAGCUCGGAGCAGGGAGAGGGUCAGUCUCAAGGGAAAGCCGCCUCCUCCCACUACCACACACUGUCUCGCCCUCCGAGCCACACGCUCUCCCAUGUCAGCCCGGGGCACACAGAGACGCCGUCUUUCAUCUCCCAAGAACUCUAGACUCCCGCGUCCGUACGCGCACUUAUGCACACCCAACGCAGAAAAACCCACAAUGCUGUGAAACGUAUGCACUGUUUUUGGUCGCGCGAGGAACCAAUUGGGUCACUGCGUUUGUCGGUGGGCGUCGACUCGGGUCAAAACACUUUGGAUUUUUCCAAGAACGUGUGUCUAAAUGUCUUACGUAUGUGGUUCUGUCUGUCUGUUUUUAAUUCCUUUUCAAAACUGAUCUCACAGCAAUCUGGGGGAAGUAAUUGUGUAGGAACGGGGGAAUACCGCUGCAAUUAAAUUAUUUGUCCAUUUAAAAAAAACAUCCUUCUUGGCUGAGAAAACUGUGAAACUGUUUUUUUGCUAAUCACUUUGUAUUAAAAUUGCGAAACAAAAUGG
This is a messenger RNA of Nerophis ophidion (straightnose pipefish), 1845 nucleotides long. It is a transcript of the gene tmem265, whose product is annotated as transmembrane protein 265. The coding region runs from base 424 to 1461 and encodes 345 amino acids. The record is from RefSeq and is a predicted model, not a curated record. The transcript has 2 exons. Lineage: Eukaryota; Metazoa; Chordata; Actinopteri; Syngnathiformes; Syngnathidae.